UCCCAGCACUGAGUUAGUUGUUUCCAAUGAAUGUCGAUACAUUCUUCAGAAACCUUCCAGCUGACGAGUUCCAGAUUUUUGAGACCGAACUACGAGAAGCUCUGAUUCACGUCGCCGCCAAAGCGAAGGACUUGGGACUGCCAGGUGGUCGUUUCCCGCUGCAUGCCUGGAUCGAGCGUCGCCUGGGUGAAGAGAUCGCCGCGCAAAGCGACUCCCGGGGCUAUCUUGAAAUUGCGUUGAUGGCUUCCGGGUGGAGCGGAGGGACGCGAGUGGAUGAGGCCUUCUUCAAUGGCCUGAAAGAGGAUAGCUUUUCCAAGGAAGAGGGAGCGCUGCGCGAAGCGAUCUUCGACUUCCUGGCCUCCUGGCAGUCUCCAAGUUUGGCCACCGCGGAUGAUCUGAGUAAAGAUGCCAAUGUCAGCGCAUGUGUCGAGGCAUUUUUGCCGUCUUCAGUCCCUCUGGGGGAUUGGAUCGAACGACGCAUUGGUGGAGAGAUCGAGCUACAGGAGGGUGUGGUGCAAGUGCUGCCAGAUGCCAGGAAGAUUGUCUCAGACAAGUACCAAGCCUUACUGGCCCAGCGCAAUACGCAGCAGACGGCGACGACCGUGCCGGCAAGGUUUCCUCAACCACCGCUACAGGGCAAGGGCAAGGGCAAGCCUCCAGCGCCUCUACCUGCGGUGGAGAAUAAAGAACAGUGGCUCCAAGCUUUACCACAGAACGAGUUGACAGGUGAGGAGGUGAACCUACGCCAAGUCCUCCUCGACUGGCUGGAUGCCUGGGCGCGAAGGCCCCAAGGGAAGGGGCCGAAGGGUGCACCGCUGCUGGGAGAUGCCAUGAACGAUUCGCGUGUGACGCAGGGUCGCAUGCGACUGCUGCCCCGCAAUGUGUCCCUCAAGGAAUGGAUCGAAGCGCGUAUUGGCGGAGAGUUGGAACUACGAGAAAACCAGCGGGGACAGGUCGAGGUGGUUCGCUCAGGUGGUGAGGCUAAUCAGGAUCCCAACGGCAUUCUGGACUCGUUGCCCGAAGAUGCGCUGAACGAGCAGGAGCUUGAACUUCGGACACUGGUCCUGGGGGCGCUCUCCAGCUCAAGAAAUCGUCUUACGCAACUCAGCCAAAAUCCCGCCGUGAUGGCCGCCAAGCGCAAGUUCCUGCCCGACGAGGUUCCGCUGAGCGAAUGGAUCGAUCGUCGCAUCGGUGGCGAGGUGGAGAUCACGGCUGACAACUGGGUUCGUACACGGAGCAACGGCAAUGCCACGGAGGAGCCUGCACAGGGACCCGCAUCUGGGCCAGGUGGCUUCAAGGGCGAGUCGAAGGGCGAGUCGAAGGGCGAGUCGAAGGGCGAGUCGAAGGGCGAGUCGAAGGGCAAAGGGAAGAAUGGCAAAGGCAAGAGCGACGCAGACUCCUCACGGAACCUGGCUGAGAACUUCUUCAAGAGUUUGCCCGCGAUGAACUUCACCGAAGCCGAGGAAGCGCUGCGUGAUGCGAUCCUGUGCUUUUUGGAGAACUGGGCUGAAGAGGAAGCUCCGACCUUGUCAAAGGCCAUGCUGGACCCGGAAGUGCGACGCUGCAAGUUGGAGGUCUUGCCCAAGGGAAAUGUGGUAUCCCUCAAGGAGUGGAUUGAACGACGUCUGGGAGGUGAGUUGGAAAUUGUGAGGAACGAGACUGGAAAUCUGGUGAUCGGCAUCUGCGGAGAUCCUGAACCUGCCAAAAGAGAGGCUGCUGAUGAUUGGGAGCAGGGCCCAGGCAAGGUUCCUCGCGUGCAAACUGAGUGAUCCGGGGCAGCGGUUGCGGCUGGCGGUCUGGUUGAGAGACGUACAGCGCACCAUGAGAUCCAAAA
Cladocopium goreaui is the source of this 1834-nucleotide messenger RNA. NCBI's taxonomy places the organism in Eukaryota, Dinophyceae, Suessiales, Symbiodiniaceae. The record is from the annotation of a GenBank genome assembly.